Molecule: messenger RNA, 1620 nt
Organism: Penicillium cinerascens
Lineage: Eukaryota; Fungi; Ascomycota; Eurotiomycetes; Eurotiales; Aspergillaceae
Product: amino acid permease
Exons: 8
Coding region: 1-1620 (539 amino acids)
Biological process (GO): amino acid transmembrane transport
Cellular component (GO): membrane
Molecular function (GO): amino acid transmembrane transporter activity
Source: RefSeq, a predicted model, not a curated record
AUGGCAGAAACAAAAGAUCUUGAUGCCGGCGUAUACCCGGCACCAACCAAUGAUGAGGAUAAGAAGAGCUUCGAAUCGAGCGAUGGGUCGAAGCCGAGCGAUGAGUUUGCAUCGGAUCCGUUUGAGGUGCCGUUGAAGCGCCAGCUCAAGUCGCGGCACCUGCAGAUGAUUGCGGUCGGAGGGAUUAUCGGUCCUGGGUUACUCGUCAGCUCCGGAAAUGCUUUCCACGAGGGAGGGCCCGCAGGCUCUUUGAUCAGCUUUUCCCUUGUCGGAAUCAUCGUCUUCUUCGUUAUGCAAUCAUUGGGUGAAAUGGCAACGUUAAUACCCAUCUCCGGGUCAUUCAUUGAGUAUGCCGAGCGCUUCGUCGACGAUGCCCUAGCGUUCGGCCUCGGAUGGGCAUAUUGGUGGCUAUGGGUGACCGUCCUCGCCAACGAGUAUAACUCGGUAUCUCUCGUCAUUGGGUACUGGACGGAAGCCGUACCACAAUGGGGGUGGAUUCUCAUUUUCUGGUUCCUAUUCCUUGGGCUAUCCAAUCUCGGCAUUUUAGCAUACGGAGAGAUGGAGUUUUGGCUUUCCUUAAUCAAAGUACUAGCUUUGAUCGUAUUUUUCAUUCUGGCCAUUUGCAUCAGCGCUGGUGGCAUUGGACCCCAGAAGAUUGGCUUUAAAUAUUGGCAUGACCCGGGCGCAUUUGCAGACGGGAUCAACGGUGUUGCCAAGACGUUUGUCGUGGCCGGGACAUUAUACGCGGGUACUGAGAUGGUGGGUAUUACCGCUGGAGAGUCGGCAAACCCUCGGACAGCUGUGCCUCGAGCCAUUCAGCAGGUGUUCUGGCGCAUUCUGAUUUUCUACAUCGGCACCAUCUUUUUCAUAGGAAUUCUUAUGCCUUACAACGAUAAGUCAUUGCUGGGUGCAACUUCCAAAACCGCCAGCUCGCCUUUAACGAUUGCGCUCACCGAGGCGGGUAUUCUCCCCGCUGCGCAUCUUAUCAACGCCUUGAUCGUGAUCAGUGUCAUCUCAGCUGGCAAUAGCUCGCUAUAUGUCGCAUCUCGUGUCCUCCUUUUCAUGUCGCGCAAUGGCAAAGCUCCCAAGUUUAUUGGACAUGCCAACAAGGCAGGAGUCCCGUGGGUUGGACUCAUCUUUACAAAUAUCUUCGCCUGCAUCGUUUUCCUCGGGCAAUCUUCCAGCGCAGGAGCGGUAUACUCUGCUUUGAUCACAUUAUCUGGAGUGGCAACAUUCCUCGUCUGGAGCGUCAUAAGCAUCUGCCACAUUCGCUUCCGACACGCCCUCGUGGCACAGGGUCAAGACCCAUCACAUCUGCCGUACAAGGCAGCGUUCUAUCCGUGGGGUACAUACCUAUCACUCGCAGCCAACAUCUUCCUCGUGUUUUUCCAAGGAUACACGUGUUUCCUCAACCCAUUCAACGCGCAAGACUUUGUGAUCAACUAUAUCCUCCUACCUGUGUUCGCAUUGUUCGUCAUUGUUUAUAAAUUCUGGAACAAGACGAGCUGGGUCAAGCUGGAGGACAUGGACAUUUGGACUGGGAGGAGGGAAUUCGUAGAAGAGGAGUCGAUCAAGCCGAAAACGUGGUGGUCACGCAUUAGCGAUAUUAUUGUGGGAUAA